CCCAAAUUUAUUUUCCGGGCUAUAAAAGCAGCUGCCGGCUGCCGAAAUGUUCAGUUUGAUCAUCUAAAAAGUAAAGACAAGAAACCUCCAAGCAACAUGAACUUCUCGUGGCUCACCAUCUUCGUCCUGGCCCUCUUUGCCAUGACUGUUUUGGCCCAGAACUGCCCAGCUCUUGAGAAGAGUGGUAACAAGUGCACCGCCAAGCGCACCAUUCGAGGAGAGUGCCCCUGGAUCCCAAUACAGUGCAAUGUCAACCUGUGUGUCUACAAGCACUAAAUGAAUAAAUAAAUACUAAAUAAAAACUAAUCAGCCGUUGAACACAUUUAAAACGAUUUGAAAUCAAAACUGUUUUGCUUUGCUGCUUAUCAGCGAGGUGUUAUCAUGUGGGCUGCCUUUCGCCAGUUCAGAUCAGUGAACUAGACUAAGGUCGAAUGGAUGGAAUCAUCAACUUAACAUAUAUGUUCCUAUAUAAGUUGCAUUUCAGUUGCAUCCGUUGAAAUAGUUGCAUUUUGUAUUUUACAGAGAAAGCGAAAAGGAUACUAUACAAUCUUCAAAUAUGCUUCUGAAAUGCACUUGGCUUUUGCUUUUGGUCCUGUCUUUGAUGGCAGAAGCCUGCCAUCUCCACCACCGACCGAAAGCAACAAAUGCACUAUUGAGCGACCCAUCCACGGAUCCUGUCCACCGGAUCCUCCUACAACCUCAACAUCAACAAGUGUGAUCGCUCCUAAGGAUCUCAACUAAGGAUCUAAUUUCCAUGUUAAAAUGAAGAUGCAGGAAAUUUAAAUUGAUUAUCUGCAGUCUAGAAAAUUCUUUUUCUUAGAAAGUGUUUAUAAAAAUGGAAAAAGUAAAUAAAAUAAAAUAGUGCAAAAAUACUAAAAUUAAA
Drosophila suzukii is the source of this 883-nucleotide messenger RNA. RefSeq lists its product as uncharacterized. The record is from RefSeq and is a predicted model, not a curated record. Lineage: Eukaryota; Metazoa; Arthropoda; Insecta; Diptera; Drosophilidae.